Messenger RNA from Hermetia illucens (black soldier fly), 2055 nucleotides. RefSeq names its product digestive cysteine proteinase 1-like. The transcript is spliced from 4 exons. Bases 313 to 1968 code for a protein of 551 amino acids. Gene Ontology annotation, biological process: immune response. Gene Ontology annotation, cellular component: lysosome. Lineage: Eukaryota; Metazoa; Arthropoda; Insecta; Diptera; Stratiomyidae. The record is from RefSeq and is a predicted model, not a curated record. Gene Ontology annotation, molecular function: cysteine-type endopeptidase activity.
UAAUUUAGUACUGCCGGUUUCAGGAACGGCAGAAGAAGCGGUAAUUGGAUGUUCUCGUUCAGUUCUGCGUUAUAUUCCAUAGAAGUGAGGUCUUGCUCCAGACUAUAGGGGAUUGUGACUUUCAAGAGAGUCCUUUUUGGGACCAUCAGUUUCUAUUUCAAAUCGGAUUUGAAACCAGUUUUCUGGUUCUAAUCGGACUGUGUUGAAUUUUUUUGGGACUUUUAUGGUGAAUUCGGAAAUAAAGUAGUCCUUUUUCGAGAAAGUGCUGGUAGUUUGCUCCUGCAGAGACUCAGUACUCGUCCUGAGAACACAAUGAAGUGUAGUGCAAGUGUUUGCUGCAUCUUGUUUCUGGCUGCUAUUGCUUCAGCCUUAGAAACCAAACCUCCAAAAUGGGAUCCAACAUAUACAGUCAAAGGAACUCUAUACAUCCCAUACGCAGAAAUUGAGGAACCAUUCUAUGCCUGGUAUGACUCCAUCGCUCGUCGCUCCCGCAUCGACUACUACGGAGGAAUGGUCAAAACUUAUCAACUUACCCACGAACAUGAUUUCGGCACAUCAUUGAAGCUAGCUCCAAUCAGCACUGAUUCCGAACUGAACAAGGAAACUUGCCUUCAAGUAAACGGAACUAGGGAGUCACCUGUCGAAAUCCAGGCAAUUCUACCGAAUGCAAAGAGUUUUAUUCUCGCUGGUACUGAAAUAAUAAUGGGAAUGUCAUGCGAUCGAUUCGUUUUGGAGGAGAUGAUUGGUCAGAAGAAAAAUGUUUACACCUUGUGGGUGAGGUACAAGAAGUCCCCGAAGUAUCCUGCCUCACGAAUGCCAAUUCCUGUUCGCUAUGAGAUGAGAGGAUACAAUACGUUGCUAGGGUCACACUAUGACCAUUAUUAUUUGGAGUACGAUUCCUACAAUCAUGCUGAUAUUCCGAAUGAGGUGUUCGAGAUUGAUCCAUCUAUGGUAUGCGUUCCCUUCCCUGGACCCGGGCAAGGUCACUAUGCUACCUUCAAUCCAAUGAAGGAAUUCAUCUAUCCCACGGCUACUGAUCAUGUUGACCAUGAGUUUGAACGCUUCAAAAAUAAGCACAACAAGAAAUACGAGCACGAGGCAGAAGUGGAACACCGCAAGAACAUCUUUAGGCAGAACCUCCGUUUCAUUCACUCCAAAAACCGAGCAAGGCUAGGAUUCUCCCUGGCUGUGAAUCAUUUGGCUGAUAAGACUGACGAUGAGAUCAAGGCUCGUCGAGGAUUCCGAUCCUCAAAUAUCUACAAUGGCGGAAAGCCUUUCCCAUACAAUACAAAAUCCAAGGCUGAUCUUCCGGAUCAAUAUGAUUGGAGGCUGUUCGGAGCUGUGACCCAGGUUAAAGAUCAAUCUGUGUGCGGUUCAUGCUGGUCAUUUGGAACUAUCGGAGCCGUGGAGGGAGCCUAUUUCUUGAAGUCAGGUGGAAACCUAGUUCGGUUGUCGCAACAAGCUCUCAUCGAUUGUUCAUGGGGAUAUGGAAAUAACGGAUGCGAUGGUGGUGAAGACUUCCGUGCAUACAAUUGGAUGAUGAAGAUGGGCGGAAUUCCAACAGAGGAAGAUUACGGACCAUACUUGGGACAGGAUGGAUAUUGCCAUGCAAACAACGUGACCCUAGUGGCUCCAAUCACAGGAUUCGUCAACGUUACAAGCAACGACGCUAACGCCUUUAAAAUUGCACUUCUCAAACAUGGUCCUCUGUCGGUUGCAAUCGAUGCAUCCCAGAAGACGUUCAGUUUUUAUUCGCAUGGAAUUUACUAUGAACCAAAUUGCAAAAAUGGACUAGACGAAUUAGACCACGCUGUCCUCGCUGUUGGGUAUGGAAUUAUUAAUGGCGAAUCGUAUUGGUUGGUUAAGAACUCGUGGUCGAAUUAUUGGGGCAAUGAUGGAUAUAUUUUGAUGUCGGCGCGUAAUAAUAAUUGCGGCGUUAUGACAACUCCAACUUAUGUUACUAUGUAGGCGUCUAGGUCAUAAUAAGUUUUAGAGAAGAAAAUUGAAAGACUAUUCAGGAGCAGUUUUAGGAUAAAUAAAAGUUAGUGAAGGAAA